AUGGCGUCGUUUCUGUCCUUUUACGCGCACCUUUCGCGAUUGCCCAUCCGCAGCGCGGCGGUGGCCGCCGCCUACGCGGAGAUUUUUCAUCGAUACCUCCGGACCUACGUCGAUCGCGAGGAUUCGGCCCUGCUCUAUGCCGAGGCCUUUGACGGCGGCGCGCGGGUGGUGGAUUGCGCGCUCAAAUACGCCGUUGAAUGCGUCCGAGACUUUCCCUUCGACCUUGGGGUGAUGCGCUCGGUGGACUGCAUUCUCGACAGCAUUGCCGAUAAGAAAUCAUCGGUCCUGGUGUACGUCGCGUCUUUGCCGGAAUUUGAGUAUUUGGCGAGGUACGUUCGUCAGCCGUUGUCGUCGGCGCUUGCGGGCUCGACGCGAGGGAGGAUUCUUUCCCUUUUUAUCAGCUGCCUCGCCGACCACGACCCGCUUGAGCUCGAGAAGGAGCUCGAGACCCUAUUUGCGGUCACGCGCGAGAGUCCUUUGGAGCGGGUGCUGGAUUGCCUCUACACGCUGCGUGGGUUUUUUGAAUCGAUAGGCCGGCAGAAUAUCAUCAAAGCCUCCUUUGAUCUCUUCUUCGCCGCCAUGCGGAAUUUGCUCCACCUCAGCUUCGCGCGGUUUCACGAGCACGCGCUUAUCGUUGAGUGCGUGCAGUGCGCUCGGGUCGUUUUUAUGGUGUCGACGCCGCUUUUGGAGAAUGCGCGGAUUCGCCUGCUAUUGGACUUUGUGGAGUUGGUGAUGCGAAAUUGCUGCGAAUCCAUGCAAACGGUGAUCACAUGGCGUGCGGCGGAGCAUGAAAAGGAUCAGAUCGGGUUUAUCACCACAAUGGCGAAUCUUAUCGUUUCGGUGGCGCAGUGGAAGGCGCUGGAUUGUUUUCUUCCAGAGGAGGACGUGCGGUCUCUGGCGGAUACCACGGUCGAAACCCUGGUAUUUAUACUGGGUAACAUGGACGCCAAAAUGCUUUGCUACCCAGAGCUGGAGGAGGCUACCUUUAUGGCGUUGGAUAUGUGCGCCGAUUCUUUCAUUUCAACCUUUGUGAAUUCCCCCAAUUCAAAUUCUCUACACUCCGCCACCCUCUUUGCCUUAUCGACCGAGCGGAGGGGCAUUCAAAGGGUGGGCAUCACCGUCGCCACAAAAGUUUCAGAUUAUUUAGAAUACUCCCAGGCAACGAACAAAAAAGUACUGGUAGAUUAUCUGAAUACUAUAAUGAAUUCGCUAAUUUUAUGCAAGUCCCCGACCUCGAAUUCUCAGAUUGUCUCCAAGGCGAUUCUGUGCUUUGCUAAGCGAAGCUCGUUGUCUUGUAUUUCUAGUAUCUUUGACGCUGUCUCAGGCCCAUAUCCAUCGUUAAGGCCCUUUUUUGAAGCAAUCUAUGUUUCACUGGAAAGUAGCUUGGCUAAUAGCGACAGCGUAGCCGCGCAACGAAAAUUUGAAGAGUGUUUAAAGACAAAUUUCUCAUUAAUCAAGGCUAUAAAUGGUCUCUAA
Molecule: messenger RNA, 1476 nt
Organism: Phytomonas sp. Hart1
Lineage: Eukaryota; Euglenozoa; Kinetoplastea; Trypanosomatida; Trypanosomatidae
Source: the annotation of a GenBank genome assembly